AUGUCACCCGUUCUUGGCGUCUCAUUGCGAGGCGAAGCCGCGAAGGCGCGCACGGACUUGGACCCGAACCACUCUUUUGAGGAUCACGUGUGGGUAUUGGCCUUGGCACGCUGUUACAUAAGAUGGGUCCUUGAGGACCUUAUGGUGGAGAAACUGACCGUGUCGCGUUGCAUCACCAAGACGGAAACCAGCCCAUCUUUCCUCAUCCAACAUAAAGGAAACAUAACGUCCUCUAUGACUCUGCACGAAUACGCCAACUCCUCUUCCAACAUUCAAGGAAUAAAAGAACAGUCCUCGAAAACACCUGACAAAAUGGCCGGCACCGAAUCCGAUCUUAAGAAGGCAAAGCAGGCUCGCGCCGCACACGCCCGCGAGGUCAGAGCCGCGAACAAGGCUAAGAAGGUGAAGCUCAAGGCAGCCAGGGUGGCGCUCAUGGCACGCGCCCGCGCCGCAAAGAAGGCCUGAUCGCCUUCCAAUUCAAUCAUUUCUUCAUGUCUAUCGAGACACAUAUCCGACGUCGAAGAUUCGACUGAUCGAUUGCCCGAUGCUUCUGCAACUGCACAAAAUACACUACUGGGUUUUGCGAAGCUGCAAGUUCAGCGCCGAAAAGGAAGCCCGGAAAUGCGACACAUGGAGUACAAGCGUUCUUCAAGAUUCAUGAAACAAACCUCCCUGCCUGAUGCCCUAACUUGAAACUUAGGUGUCGUCGUUGGCAAUAUUUAUGAGAACCUGACGCAUCUGACAACAUCGCUGUCGUAGUAAAGAUAAAUGAAGCAGGGAAACCCUACGGAGUAGGCGUGGCUUGCAUCGGAGUGGUAUUGCAGCACUAUGGAAACACUGGAACUCAGGGCCUCACAAGCUCUCGACGCAUCAUGUAAACUAGUUGUGAAUUCAAUGAUCAUUUCUUCGAAUCAAACUCGAUUGCCC
Messenger RNA from Colletotrichum godetiae, 927 nucleotides. RefSeq lists its product as uncharacterized. Bases 1 to 465 code for a protein of 154 amino acids. The transcript has a single exon. NCBI's taxonomy places the organism in Eukaryota, Fungi, Ascomycota, Sordariomycetes, Glomerellales, Glomerellaceae. The record is from RefSeq and is a predicted model, not a curated record.